This is a messenger RNA of Microplitis demolitor, 3505 nucleotides long. RefSeq names its product leucine-rich PPR motif-containing protein, mitochondrial. The record is from RefSeq and is a predicted model, not a curated record. NCBI's taxonomy places the organism in Eukaryota, Metazoa, Arthropoda, Insecta, Hymenoptera, Braconidae. Bases 170 to 3202 code for a protein of 1010 amino acids. The transcript is spliced from 3 exons.
UACGUAACCAUGUGUUUUAAUGUAAAAAACAAGCAAACAAACCCUAUUCGUUGUUUUUAUUCAACCCAGUAGGAACGUGGUUCCAUCAAUAAAAUAAUUGCACCAUGUUAGUAAAUAUCAGUUCAUAAGUAUUUAAAACAAUAAAAAAUCGUGUGUUAAAAGUGAUUUGAUGGCAUUGUUGAGACCAUGUGUAAAAUUAAUGCAAAGUUUAACACAUACCGUAGUGUAUCGAGCGCAAUGUAUCCAAAGAUUCAUUUUAAAUUCAAAAGAAGAAAAAGCUCUGAUUCUGUGUAUUCUUAACAGCAAAAACAAAAGAAUUAGUUAUAAAAGAAAACAAUCAAGUACAAGGUUUGUUUCACACUAUAGUAUUACUAAAAACAUAAAAGCGAAUGAUAACAAUUCUCCGUCUCUAAUUAAUUUAUUAAACCGCAUUGAGAUUCUCAGUAAUGAAUUCAAAAAUAUGAAAAUAGACUACGACUAUUUGAAUGAUACUAUUAAAUUAUACGCAGAAUUAAAUGAAGACAUUGACAGUACGAUAGACAUUUUUAUUCUCAAUUGUUGCGGUCGAGUUUUGCCGAAUGUAAGACACGAAGUCCGACAAAAAUUAGCUUCAAAAUUUUGGAACAUUUUAGAGAAUAAAAAUCGUGUAACUUCGCUUAAUUAUUACCAUACUUUAAUAAACAUCUACGAACAAAAUCAUGAAAAGAUAGAUUACAAUGCGUUCAUUAAAAGUAUGAAAGUCGAACCCAAUGAAAAUAUCUAUUUAGAUCUACUUCAGGUUGCCGCCAAAACCAGUGACUCUGAAUCCACGGAUUACAUUCUGUCAGAAUUAAAAAAAUUUGACAAUUUCAAAAAUUUAAAUUCCGUACAUGAACUUCCUAAAGACCCGGAAAAAAAUGACAGAUUAAAUAAUGUCAUACUAAAAAAUGUCGAUUUAUUUAAACUUCAGUUGCUAAAUGAAGUGUAUGGUAAUCUAGCCUGCGGAUACGCACUUCAAGGAGACAUUGAAAACGUCAUCAAAAUAUUAGACGGUCAUUCUCUCAACCACAAGCAAUUACUGAUGGUAUUAAAAAAUUUGUGUCUAUCAGACAAAAGCAGCAAACUUGAAAAAAUAUUGAAGUAUAUUCCGAUAAAAGAAGUCGCAACAAACCGAUUGUUUAUCAAUAUGAUUUACGAACUCGUGCAUUUGAAUAAAAUAAACGAAGCCUUAAUGGUAGUAGACUUUUUUGCCGCUAACAAUUCGAUUAAAAACUCAUUGUUUAUCACGAAAAAUUUUCUACAAGCUUUGAUUCGCGCCGACAUCCCGGAAUCGAAUAUUUUAAACAUUGCUGAAAAAUUAAGCAGAACCUUUUCACCGGAAACUGUAAAGUAUAUUCUGUUAGAAGAGAGCUUACGCUGUGAAAAUUUUGAAUUCGCGCUCUUGCUGUUGGAAAGUAUAGAAAAGAAUAUUGAAAUACGGCCGCAUUAUUAUUGGCCGAUACUGAUACAGGCUUUCAAAAGUAGGGGAGAGACUGGGGUCUUUGGUAUCAUUGAUCACAUGAGACAGAUGCAAGUGCGACUGGACUAUGAUACUUUACUGCAUUACAUCUUUCCUCAUAUAAAUACACUAGAUCCCCUGUUUCCAUUGCAAAAGCUAUUAAACCGCGGGCUGAAAUUGCAUGACAUCUUAAUUCCAUUAGUAAGUUUUUUGCUGGAAAAUGGAAGAAUAAAUGCCGCGAAUUUUCUACUUUUGAAAACGAAGAAGAAAGUUAAAUUUGACAAAAUUUUAUCCCCUCUUAUCAAAGCUCUUAAGUAUCAAAAAGACGCUCAUGGGUGUGCGAAACUUUUGCUGUUUUCUGCUUCUGUUAAAGACUACCCUGGACACUUCUUAUUGCGGAUACUUGAUGAUAAAUUUUUUUUUAAUAGCAAUCACAUUAUCAAAGACCUGAUAAGCUCUUAUAAGAAACAUAAAAUUUGUAUUUCAAAUGAAGUAGGAAAACUGAUAUGCGAAAAAUGUACAGCGCAGAGAAAUAAGUUAGAAAUAAUGACUUUUUUAAAAGACUCUGAUAUUGUAAAUAAAAAUUUAUCAGUUAGCAAUUAUAGCUCAAAGAAUCCUGAGUAUGUAGAUGACGAAGAUGAACUGAAAUGUCAUUUGAUUGAACUGAAAUCAAAAGGACUUUGUUACGACUUUGUAUUACGGAAACUGUUUAUGAUUGCAUGCGAUUGCGAUGAUAGUAAACAGGUGGAAUUAAUUGAAAGUGAAUGUAAAAAACGGAAUAUAGAAUUGACAGCUUCUAUGAAAGCGAGUCUCAUUGGAUAUCUAGCUCGUCAUGGAAAAAUAGAGGACUUGUGUUCUCUUUUGCUGAAUUUGCGAACAGAACAUCCGGACUUUAUUCUAAGCCCGGUUAAAAUUUUGCAAGCAGCAGUGGCAUUUGUUAAUUGUAAUAAGAUAGAAUUGGCCUGGGAGUUGAUAAACAACAGCGAAACAUCUACGAAUCAAUCACAACAGGGAUCUUGGAAGUUAUUGAAUUCAAUUGCUUGCAGUAAACACUACAAGUUAACGAACCUCAUGCUGAAUACUUUGAUAAUUAAAAAUUUUUGCAAAAUUGAUAGCAGGAUAUUGGAACCUCUGAUAACGCAACAUCUUAUUAGAAAUGAUUUACCAUCGGCUAUUAGAUCUUUUCAAUUUGUUGCAAAUCGCUAUCAGUAUAUACCCAUGCAUCAAAAAUUGGUGUAUGAUAUUAUUAAGUCAAUUAGGGAUGAUGCUAAUGAAUCUUAUAAAUCAUUGCUUAAAAGUGUUCUCAAUGUCAUUUAUAGUAUCGGUGGACAGAGAAUGGUUGAUAUGGAUUUAAUAAUUGCAUAUGUGAAGUGUAAUAUGUUGGAUGAAUUGAAAACAGCUAUAAUGAAUUUACAGUUAGAUCGAAUCUUUUUUGACCAAUAUUUGAUUAAUUUAUCUGAUGAAGAAAAGUCAAUUGUUCUGAUGAAAAUUUUAGAAGCAAGUAGUGAAAUUGACUGGAUUGACCGUCAACCAAUAUGUGAAUCAUUGCUGAAAACAUACAGCAAUCUGAAUGAUCGUAAAGGUGUUAUAGAAUUGUGGAAAAUAAUGAAAAAUGAAGGAAUAAAAUCAUCUGCAAAAUUUGAUAAACAUUUUUCAACAUUUUUAUUACUACAUAAAAUACAAAUACCGAAUUCGUUAAUUACUCGUAAAGAAUUUUUGAGUUAAAAUUAUUUAAAAAGUGAGUUUUUCACUGUGAGUACAUCUAGUAAGUAUAUAAAUUUUUACCAUGGUCUUAAAAAUUUCAUCCAAAUCUACGUGAUAUCAAAAAUUGUAUUUUAUAAUGCGUGAUGAAGGUUUUAAUGCUUUCUGGAUAUCUCUAGUCAGUCUAAAACUUUUGAGAUAAUUUUUACUCAAAAAUUAUCUUUUUGUAUAUUUGCAGAUAAAUGGAAUAUUAAAAUAUUUAAUUAACAUGUAAAUAAAAGAUAGCUAACCAAUAAAAUAAUUUUUUUCUUAAAGAAUAAAUUAUAU